Molecule: messenger RNA, 3059 nt
Organism: Tuber aestivum (summer truffle)
Lineage: Eukaryota; Fungi; Ascomycota; Pezizomycetes; Pezizales; Tuberaceae
Source: the annotation of a GenBank genome assembly
GAACGGAGCAACUCCAAUUCCCCCUCCCCCUUUCCCAAGCGGAAUAUACGAAUAUACAACCUAGAAGGAAUUCACUAUCAUCCGUUUCCAACGCUCGAUGCGACAAUGCUUCUUGGUCCGUAGGCUUCUCCUGCCCUUUGAGCGAACAUCUUCUACAGCCUCGCCAUCAUGGCGGGCACCGUUGCCGUUAUCGAGGUGCCCGCCGCCUGUUCACUCACUGCCACCGCAGAGGCCUUUUUCAGCGUCCGCCAGGACUUGCUUCGAGAGGAUUUUGCCAGAGCUGGAGAAAAAGAUGAACGAUAUUCCACUGGAGAGGUUUAGGAAUUUUUGUAUCGUUGCCCAUGUGGUGGGUUUUCUACUUGUUUACCCGCUUGAUCCGUUUGACGGGUGGGUGCAGUCGGAGUUAAUUAAAGUGCUGAUUCAAUUCCAUAGGAUCAUGGGAAGAGCACCUGUACGCUGAUUCAAUACCCGGAGUUUGAGAGGGGGCAUUCUUGAAUUUAUUUAUUUUUGAUUUUUCUAUAAGGGCAAGGGAGGAUGGAUUGCUGCUAAUGUUUCAUUGAGUGAGAUAGUGAGCGAUAGACUUCUGGAGCUCACGGGGACUAUUGCUCCUGGCGGGAACAAACAGAUUUUGGAUAAGCUUGAUGUAGAACGAGAGCGAGGGAUUACUGUUAAAGCGCAGACAUGUAGUAUGAUUUAUAAUUAUAAGGUUUGUGUCCAUCAUCUUCAUUCCGAACUAUUUGCUAAUGGUGGAGUAGGGGGAAGAUUAUCUCCUCCACCUUGUAGAUACCCCCGGGCAUGUCGAUUUCCGAGCAGAAGUAUCCCGAAGUUACGCUUCGUGUGGAGGAGCUAUUCUCCUAGUCGACGCAUCGCAGGGUGUUCAAGGUAGCUGCGUCUAGCUCCUUAUUCCACGAUAUAGAGUCUAACAACCGAGAAUACAGCACAGACAGUGGCCAAUUUCUACCUUGCCUUCGCUCAGGGCCUACAUCUCAUUCCUGUAAUCAACAAGAUCGACCUGUCAACAGCGGAUCCUGGGAGGGCGCUUGACCAGAUGAAAUCCAGCUUCGAACUCGAUCCCAAAGGUGCGGUUCUAGUAUCUGCUAAAACCGGCCUCAAUGUCGAGUCAGUAUUACCGGCCGUUGUCGAGCAAGUACCAGCGUAAGCGCCCCCCCUUUUUUUUCCUUCUGGUGGACGGUCUCUUCGAAUUCGAGAAAACGGUCCAAAAAUCUCACAGUUCAAUAGUCCCGUAGGCUCACAUGAAGCUCCGUUAAAGAUUCUCCUAGUCGACUCCUGGUACGACAUGUACAAAGGCGUGAUCCUGUUGGUCCGAGUCUUUGAGGGCAUGCUCCGGCCUGGAGAUGCCAUCGUCUCCUUCGCUACAGAGAAGAAAUACAUCGUUGGAGAACUAGGCAUCAUGCAUCCCCUCGAGAAAGCGACUUCCUCCUUACGUGCGGGUCAAGUCGGAUACGUAUACUUUAGCCCGGGAAUGAAGAAGAGCUCCGAAGCAAAGGUCGGGGACACAUUUACGCAUAUCGGUAUGGAGAACGUUGUCCGGCCGUACCCCGGAUUUGAGGAACCGAAGCCUAUGGUUUUUGUCGGAGCAUUUCCGGUGGAUCAGUCGGAGUUCAAUCGACUAGACGAUAGCAUAAAUCAGCUAGUGAUCAACGACAGAAGUGUUACACUCCAUAAAGAGUCUUCAGAAGCUCUGGGGCAGGGGUGGAGGUUGGGUUUUUUGGGUUCGCGUCAUUUCCUUUUACUAUCACUCGGAUUUCGUUUUUGAUACUGACUCGAUUAAUUGAAGGUACGCUACAUUGCUCGGUGUUCGAAGAUCGCCUAAGGCAGGAGCAUGACACCUCAAUCAUCAUCACCGCUCCAACAGUGCCAUACAUGAUCAAAUACAAGAAUGGCACCGAAGUCGUCGUCCGAAAUCCCCACGAAUUUCCCAAUCCCGACAUGGGGCACAACCGGAUCGAAGCCUUCUACGAGCCAUUAGUUCUUGCCACCAUCACCCUUCCAGACGAAUACCUUGGGAAAGUUAUCGAGCUCUGUGAGGUAUAUAUUUAUACACUUCCUCCUGUCCCCAGUACCCCCCCCCCCCCCCACUAGAUGCUAAAAACAAUUCCAGUCAAACCGUGGCGCGCAAGUCUCGAUCGAAUUUUGGACAGCCAGCCAAGUCAUCCUAAAGUACAAAAUCCCACUCGCUCAACUAGUCAGCGACUUUUUCGGAAAACUCAAGGGUAUAACGAAAGGUUAUGCAUCACUAGACUACGAAGAUGCCGGGUACGAGAAGAGUGACGUUGUGAAACUACAAUUACUUGUGAACAAAGAACCCGUGGACGCCAUUUCCCAAGUUCUACACAGAAGCCAGUGUCAGAGGAUUGGUAAACAGUGGGUUUCGAAAUUUAAGGAGUAUGUGGAUCGGCAGCUUUUUGAAGUGGUCAUCCAAGCCGCGGUGGGGAAGUUGAUUGUCGCGAGGGAGACGGUGAAGCCCGUUAGGAAGGAUGGUGGGGUUUCCGAAUCUUCCUUGCCUUGGGAGCCUCUUCGCUGACCGAUUGCAUAGUCACUGCAAAACUCUACGGCGGCGACAGAACCCGGAGAAUGAAGCUCCUAGAGAAGCAGAAGGAAGGGAAAAGGAAGCUGAAAGGCAAGUUCCCACACUAGUAACAUGAAAACAAUAUGAAAUACUAAUUUUUCAUGAUCCAGCCAUCGGUCAAGUCACGAUCGAUCAGAAAGCUUUCCAUGGUUUCUUGCAGAAGAAUUGAUAGAUCUCUUACAGAACGUCGAACAGAUCAUAUUUCACCCAGAACAAUUAUUCUACUGUAAAUAAGAAACGCAUAUAUAAGUUCUAGAACGCGUGCCCCUAUAUUGUACAGCGAAAGUCGUGUUGGACCGACCGGGGCUGUGUUCUUUGGUGUUGGGCUGUUGUCACUCAUACCUUAACCUUUUGCUUCAACCAUUUAGAGUAUGGAUCUUGAUAGGUAUUGUGCCCUUAUUCGUAUCAUAUUAUCAGGGCAUGGGAUCGCUGCGGGCCACGUAGAUGUUCACCCGCCCGGCGUCGGUGG